AUUUUUAUGGAAUCUAGUUUGUGACCUAAAUAUAGGGGUAUCUUCCAGAGUGUUGAACUGGCUCUGUUUGUUGGUUAUUCACGCACCCCUUCAUGCCUCCUAAGAAAAUUUGCCUUUUGGCCUAAUUUUUGGAGGAAUCCAGUUUUGUCCAUUGGUAAAGGUAAUAAGUCAGUCAGCUUUCAGUCUGUGAAAGGCAAAGACUACAAGGAUUUGUAUUCCGUAUUCUUCAAUUCCAACCGAGCCAUCAUGUCCACAUCAAAAGCUCAGGUUCAGUCUGAGAUCCAGGAAAAGACUGAACAUCUAAAGAAGCUAAAGGCAAGUCCAGAGACAACAAAGGAAGAGAUAGAUGAAGUUACGGCCAGGCUGGCAGAGUUAAGGGCCCAAGCAGGAGGGAAGAGCUCAGGGAAAUUGAUUCUGAAGACAGCAAAGGGGACCAAAGAUUAUGGACCCCAACAAAUGGCACUCAGGGAAAAAGUACUUUCCAUCAUAAUGGACUGCUUUAAACAACACGGAGCAGAAACCAUUGACACCCCUGUCUUUGAACUCAAGGAUUUUGACAUUGCUGGGCAGUAUGAAGAGAUGCUACCUGAUGUUGAAUGUGUGAAGUUGAUUGAUGAAAUCCUCACUGCAUUGAAAUUAGGAGAUUUUGUAAUCAAGGUCAACCACCGCCUCAUCCUGGAUGGAAUCUUUGCUGUUUGUGGCGUUCCAGCUGAGAAGUUCAGAACAAUCUGUUCAUCUGUGGACAAGCUGGACAAGGCUUCCUGGGAGGAUGUGAAGGCCGAGAUGGUGAAUGAGAAAGGACUGGCAAAUGAAACUGCAGAUCGCAUUGGAGAAUAUGUGAAGCAGUCUGGAGGGGAGGCACUGUUGAAGACACUCCUGUCUGAUAUGAUUCUGAUGGGGAAUCCUUGGGCCAAGAAGGGACUUGAGCUAAUGAGGCUGUUCUUCUCUUACUGUGAACUUUUUGAUAUCACUCCUCAUGUGUCCUUCGACCUCAGCCUUGCUCGGGGACUUGACUACUACACUGGAAUCAUUUUUGAAGCCAUUCUCUUAGGUUAUUCAAGUCAACCAAUAGUGAAUGGGAGUGGCGAGGAAGCAGGGGGAGUGGGAAGUGUGGCAGGAGGUGGUCGUUAUGACAACCUGGUGGGCAUGUUUGAUGCCAAGGGUAAGAGUGUACCAUGUGUAGGUGUCAGCUUUGGGGUGGAGCGCAUUUUUUCCAUCAUGGAAGGGAAACUCACAUCUGAGAACUGCUCCAUACGGACCACUGAGACCCAGGUUUAUGUGGCAUCAGCACAAAAGGGUUUACUCCAAGAGAGGAUGAAACUCACCAGUUUCCUCUGGAAAAAUGGCAUCAAGACAGAGCAACCAUAUAGGAGCAACCCAAAACUGUUAGCCCAGUUGCAGUAUUGUGAAGACAGAAAGAUCCCAUUGGCAAUUGUUCUUGGCCAGUCGGAAAUGGAGCAAGGUGUGGUGAAGCUGAGAGAUGUCCAGAGCCGAGAAGAGGAGGAUGUUCCUCGAGAUCAUUUGCUUGGGGCCAUUCGGAGCAGGCUCCACAUACCAUCCUCAUGAUAUGAUAGAAAAGAAUACAUUAUUCUCUUCUACCAUCCUCACUGUCCUUUCUGGACUUUUUUCUCCAUGCUGUCUUUCCUGUCUUCAGAGGCCUAUCUUUAAAGAGAAGGAAAGUGGUUAAUGGUUUGUUUUUUAAAUCUAAGCGUGAUCAGAAUCUGGUUCAUGUCUCAUGCAUUCUGAUACUGAUGUAAGACAUGAAGUCUGCAUUGUUCUGGUUGGUUGGCUGGUUUUGAGUCUGAAUCAAGAAUUCCAAAUGUUCCAAAGAUGCAAGAAUUUUACAAUUGGGAAGUAAUCAGCUUUCAGUUGCUUUGAGGCAGUUUGUUGUUGGAGUGCAUUGCAGUUGCAAUUGAUGCAAUUCACAUCAGUUUUGACACAUGUUUCAAUAUUCUCUCUAUGGUACCAUGACUUAUCAUUUGUCAGGUCCUGUAGCUUGCAGACAUUGCCUUGAAAUCAUAGCUUGUGUACCAAAGAGCCUGAUUCAAGUAUUCCAUUUAUUCAGUACAAGUUAUCCCAAUCAACAGUGCAGCCUGAAAUGUAAUGAUAUUGGGUUUUUUUCCCUCAUAUGUUGAACAAGAAGGUUGAACUGACUCUUAGAUAAAAUGUUCUAUUAAUUUCAGGUUGCUAUUUCUUAUCCUUUUAUACCUUAUUUUAAACCCAG
This is a messenger RNA of Darwinula stevensoni, 2224 nucleotides long. NCBI's taxonomy places the organism in Eukaryota, Metazoa, Arthropoda, Ostracoda, Podocopida, Darwinulidae. The record is from the annotation of a GenBank genome assembly.